AUGGGACAUAGACUAAAGCGUAGACUAAGGCUUAGCCUAGAGCUUUAGGCUAAGACUGAGGCUAGGGCUGAGGCUAGGACUGAAGCUAGGCCUGAGGCUAGACCUGAGGCUAGGGCUGAGGCUAGACCUGAGGCUAGGGCUGAGGCUAAGCCUGUGGCUAAGCUUGAGACUAGGCCUGAGGUUAGGCCUGAGGCUAGGGCUGAGGCUAGGUCUGAAGCCAAGCCUGAGGCUACGCCUGAGACUAGGGCUGAGGCUAAGCCUGAGGCUCAAGCUGAGGCUAAGGCUGAAGCUAGGGCUAAGGCUAGGGCUGAGGCUAAGGCUAAAGCUUGGACUGAGGCUAGGGCUGAGACUAGGGCUGAAGUUAGGCUUGAGGCUAAAGCUGAAGAUAGGCUUGAAGCUAAGGCUGAGGCUAAGCCUGAGGCUAGGGCUGAAGCUAAGCCUGAGGCUAGGCCUGAAGUUAGACCUGAGGCUAAAGCUGAAGAUAGGCUUGAAGCUAGGGCUGAGGCUAAGCCUGAGGCUAGGGCUGAGGCUAAGCCUGAGGCUACGCCUGAGACUAGAACUGAGGCUAAGCCUGAGGCUAAAGCUGAAGCUAAGACUGAAGCUAGGGCUAAGCCUAGGGCUGAGGCUAAGGCUUGGACUGAGGCUUGGGCUGAGGCUAGGGCUGAGGCUAGGACUGAAGCUAGGACUGAGGCUAGUGCUGAGGCUAAGCCUGAGGCUAGGGCUGAGGCUAAACCUGAGGCUAGGGCUGAGACUAAACCUGAGGCUAAACCUGAGGCUAAAGCUGAGGCUAGAGCUGAAGCUAGUACUAAGGCUAGGACUAGGAUUUAG
Molecule: messenger RNA, 828 nt
Organism: Bursaphelenchus okinawaensis
Lineage: Eukaryota; Metazoa; Nematoda; Chromadorea; Rhabditida; Aphelenchoididae
Source: the annotation of a GenBank genome assembly